AUGCUGUCCUCAACUCUUCGUUCGACAAUCAAGAAAUGCGCCAUUUCGACUACGGGAAUCCGACAAUUGAGCAAAACAGCCGGUUUGCUUAGUUCUCUUCGACCACUUGGACCAAAAGAUAAAUUGCCAGCCUUCAAAGGAACUGCGGUCGUGGACAAGGAGUUCAAGACGAUUGAGAACAAGGAUUAUCAUGGUAAAUGGAUCGUCUUCUUUUUCUACCCACUCGACUUCACUUUUGUGUGCCCGACGGAAAUCAUUGCCUUCUCGGAUCGGGCUAAUGAAUUCAAGGAGCUUGGAGCUCAGGUGAUCGCUUGUUCGUGUGAUUCCCACUUCUCGCAUCUUGCAUGGAUCAACACUCCAAGAAAAGAAGGAGGUCUUGGUGAUUUGGGCAUCCCAGUGGUUGGCGAUUUCAACAAGCAAAUUGCUCGCUCAUUCGGAGUUCUUGAUGAAGAAACGGGUCUUUCCUAUCGAGGUCUUUUCAUCAGUGAUCCUGAUGGCAAUAUUCGCUCCGUCACUUGCAAUGAUCUUCCGGUCGGUCGCUCCGUUGAUGAGACGCUUCGCUUGUUGAAGGCCUUCCAAUAUGUGGCAAAGCAUGGAGAGGCUUGUCCCGCUGAUUGGGAAGAGGAUUCGCCCACCAUCAAGCCAAGCGUUUCCGGCAGCAAGGAUUACUUCAAGAAGGUCAACAAA
Messenger RNA from Mesorhabditis belari, 687 nucleotides. Lineage: Eukaryota; Metazoa; Nematoda; Chromadorea; Rhabditida; Rhabditidae. The record is from the annotation of a GenBank genome assembly.